Lasiosphaeria miniovina is the source of this 2895-nucleotide messenger RNA. RefSeq names its product Frag1/DRAM/Sfk1 family-domain-containing protein. The record is from RefSeq and is a predicted model, not a curated record. Gene Ontology annotation, cellular component: endoplasmic reticulum. The transcript has 8 exons. The coding region runs from base 1 to 2895 and encodes 964 amino acids. Lineage: Eukaryota; Fungi; Ascomycota; Sordariomycetes; Sordariales; Lasiosphaeriaceae. Gene Ontology annotation, biological process: fungal-type cell wall organization; GPI anchor biosynthetic process.
AUGGCAUCACGGUACAAGGACAAGGAAACGGGCACCGUCCUGCUAUCUUUUGGAGGCCAAUGGGUUAGCUGGACGCAUACCGCCGUUGCAUAUGCCGCUUUCCUGAGCGCCCUCAUCGUCGGCGUCUCGCUCCACUUUCACAAGAUCGUGCAAAACGAGUGGUAUGGCUACCCCGAGGAGUGGUUCCCUUCUGUCUCCGCGACUAUUGGCGAUCGGUACCCCGAGCGGUCCAUCUUCAUGCUCUUUAUUGCCAUCACGUCAGGCCCGAGAUUUGCGCUCGUCGGACUGUGGUAUCUCCUGACAGCGAGGCCUGGGCGGACACUCCCAAAGGCCGUUGCCAUUGCCGGCCUCAUUCGGACGCUAACGUGCGGGGGGUGGACAUACAUCACGUCGACCGACGACCAUGACUGGCACGACAUCCUGAUGAUCUCGUACCUCGUGUUUACCAUUCCUUGGACCGCCGGCUGUCUCGCGCUUAGCCCUCCCAACGCGAAAGCGAUCAAGUACAGGAAAUACCUUGCCGGUGCAUUCUUUAGCACUUUGUUGCCGUUGGUCUACUUUUUUAUCCAACACAAGGUCCACCGGGUCCCGGGAGCAUAUACCACAUACGCCUUUUUUGAGUGGUCGCUGAUCCUGUUUGACGUUGCCUUCGAUGCCGUGACGGCGCUGGACUUCAGCACCUUCGAACUGGUUAUCCGGGAUGUCAAUGGAGCGAACAAGGGCUCCAACAAGUCCUCCGUCUCUGCUGCCGUGCCUGAGAAAGAGAAAGAGAGCGCCGCACUAGGCGUAUUUUCGGCAGGCUUCAGGCUUGGCAACGCCCUCGAUAUUGCGGCUGAUGCGUAUCAUGGCUUCGUUUUUUGGUCCGUCUUGACCAGUUUGGGCGUCGUUGUCUGGUACUUUCCACUAUGGCACAUGGGCAUCUCGGGCUACGAAGCAUUCGUCAUGUCGACCAUCAGUCCUGCUCUGCUGGGGGUAAAGUCCAUACGCUCCUUUGUUAUCAGCAACCAGCGCGUGUUCCAUCUCCUUUCCCUAACCGGUCUGCUGGCGUACCUGGUAGUCAACCCAGCCAUUCGGCUUUUCAUUGUCAGCUUCGGCGUCUCAAUAGGCUGCCUUGCGUGGGCUGCGACCUGGUUUUCCGACUCGGUCCAUCCCGCCAGACUAGAAGCUCGCAUUCUCGCGUGGAUGGUCGGUCUGGUCAUGUCGUCCGUUGCCAAAUUUGCUUGGUACACCAACAAUCCCAUAUGGCCCAUUAUGCACGGCGAUAACGGUGGCUGGAAUGCCACUGGCCUUGCUCUGGCCUUCUUUGCGGCUCUGCGGUUCACCCGAUGGGCGUCUCUGCAGGCUGAAAAUGCUGUUGAGAAGAAGAGCGGCUCGGCAGUGCUUUCUGCUUUCGGUAUUGGUGGUUUGUUCUUCGCCCUGCAUUCCUUGUUGUCCGACACUAGCACCAUGAUCCUUUGGGUUUGGGACGGGUACCCGAUCCGCGGCCCGGUGUCGAACGUCCAUGCCUGGUUCACCAUUGCUGCCAUGACAAGUGGCUUGGUGAUUGGGACCUUCAGGCCUGGGCUCGUCGCUACCUGGACGGCGUUCGGGGUUGGCUCCAUUGGCGCCGCCGUGCUCACCCUUUACCAACAGUGGUUUGGCUAUUAUGGAGCCUUGGCCUUGGCGACUUAUCUAACGGCUAUUUCGGUGCCUUUGAUCGCGAACGCCUCCAAGAAGAACCCUGCCACCGUUUUUGGUCUCGGCUUCUUUAUCUACAACUUUCUAGUUCUCUUCCAUGUCUGGGUCGUUGCAUAUGCUUUUGUCCCUGGCGGGCCUCUAGUCCGCGAACAUACCGAUUGGAUUAUGAUCACCACGAUGUUCUUCAUCGGAGCCGGUGUCUUUGAUCUGAUCUCGGAACAGGCGAGUGCUGGCAAGGCAAAUAUCCGUCGCCGCCUUGGCGCUUCCGGCCAUAGGAAGUACCACGUUGGCAUCCUCGGUCUUCUCAAUAUUUUGUUCCUCGGCGCAAACUACCUCCGCUUCCCUACCAACGACUAUAAACCGUAUCACGCCGAGGACCGGCUUUUCACAGCUGGUAUCUGGACCAUUCAUUUCUCUCUGGACAACGACAUGUGGUCUUCAGAGUAUCGGAUGCGUGACCUCAUCAAGGAGUUGGAAAUUGAUGUUGUCGGUUUGCUCGAAUCGGACCUGCAGCGCGUCAUUAUGGGCAACCGCGACACGACGCAGUUCCUUGCCGAGGAUCUUGGAAUGUACGUCGACUACGGCCCGGGGCCCAACAAGCACACAUGGGGCGCGGCGCUUCUGUCCAAGUUCCCCAUCCUCAACUCGACGCAUCACCUGCUCCCAAGCCCCGUCGGCGAGUUGGCGCCCGUCAUCCACGCGACGCUGGAUGUUUAUGGCACACUCGUAGACAUCUUCGUAUUCCACUCGGGGCAGGAAGAGGAUGAAGAGGACCGCCGUCUGCAGUCCGAGUACCUCGCCAACCUGAUGGGUAGCUCGCCGCGCCCGAGCGUCCUGCUGUCCUACCUUGUCACAAACCCGCUCAAGGGCAACUACAACACAUACGUCUCCGAGACCAGCGGCAUGCACGACGUGGACCCUUCUGACUGGGACCGCUGGUGCGAAUACAUCCUGUACAAGGGCCUGCGCCGCACAGGCUACGCCCGCGUGAGUCGUAGCACCAUCACCGACACCGAGCUGCAGGCCGCCAAGUUCGUCGUUCCCCACCCAGGCGAUGACAGCGCCCGCGUCUGGGUAGCCUCGCCUAAGCAGCGAGACAAGAAAGCUUCGGAGUCGGACGUCCCUCCGGGUUGGCGCUUCCCCGCUUUGUUCAACGGCAAGGGCGUCCGAGGCCACUUUUACCACGUCUUUAACGAGUCGCGGUAUUACAAAUACUAA